Sorghum bicolor (sorghum) is the source of this 1531-nucleotide messenger RNA. RefSeq names its product EEF1A lysine methyltransferase 2. NCBI's taxonomy places the organism in Eukaryota, Viridiplantae, Streptophyta, Magnoliopsida, Poales, Poaceae. Gene Ontology annotation, biological process: peptidyl-lysine monomethylation; peptidyl-lysine dimethylation. The transcript has 7 exons. Gene Ontology annotation, cellular component: cytoplasm. Bases 128 to 1186 code for a protein of 352 amino acids. Gene Ontology annotation, molecular function: protein-lysine N-methyltransferase activity. The record is from RefSeq and is a predicted model, not a curated record.
CACCAGCACGCGUCUGGCCGGUAAACAAGCAAACAGGCCCCGGUCCCGGCCUCAAGAGGCCCUCUCCCAGCAUCAGCCGCCGCGCGCUGCCCUCGUCCCGAUCUCCGACCCAAAUACCCGAUCCGCCAUGGCCGGAAUAAGGCUUACGCCCGAGGAGCCCGAGAUGCCCGUUGGCACGCCACCCCGCCCCCAGCUCCCACCCUCCGUCGCCGGGGCAGGCGGUGGCAGCGGAGGGCUGGAAAUGGCGUCGGACGACGAGCGGUCCAUUGCGGCGGACUCAUGGUCAGUGCGGAGCGAGUACGGGAGCACGCUCGACGACGACCAGCGCUACGCCGACGCCGCCGAGGUGCUCGCCGCUUCCGCGGCCUCCGCCAACUUCCCCUCCGCCGCCUCCGAUUACUGCUCUGAUAAGGAUGAUGAAGAUCCUGGUGAUGUUGAAGGAUCAAUGCUGGGUCUCCAAAGUUAUUGGGAUGCUUCUUAUUUGGAAGAUCUUGCAAAUUUUCAGGAACAUGGGCAUACUGGAGAAAUAUGGUUUGGUGCAGAUGUAAUGGACACAGUUGCUGUUUGGACGAAAAGUUUGUGUAGUAUUAUUGAAGGCAGGAUUCCAUCUGGUCAAGACAGCAUCGAAAGUGAAGUAGAUGAAAAUUUAUUCUCCAACUACCCUGUUCUUGAUGUUGGAACUGGAAAUGGCCUUCUUUUGCAAGCACUUGCUAAGCAGGGGUUUACAGACUUAACCGGAACAGAUUACAGUAAAGGAGCUGUUGAACUUGCAAGAAACCUAGCUGCUCGUGAUGGCUUCUCUUCAAUAAACUUUUUGGUUGAUGAUAUACUUGAGACAAAGUUAGAUAGGAAAUUCAAAAUUAUUACAGACAAAGGGACAUUGGAUGCCAUUGGAUUGCAUCCAGAUGGUCGUGCGAAAAGAAUAAUAUAUUGGGAAUCUGUAUCGAACUUGGUUGAACCUGGUGGCAUUGUGGUCAUAACAUCAUGUAAUCACACAAAGGAUGAGCUCCUGCAAGAAGUAGAAGAUUUCACCAAGAGAAAAUUUGGCAAGGAGAACGUGGAUGAAGGUGCAGGAGAUGUGUCUGAGAUCUUCCGGUACAUAGACCAUGUCCGAACAUAUCCUACCAUAAUGUUUGGAGGAAUUGAGGGCUCUCAAGUCUGCACUGUGGCCUUUCAGCGGGUGUGAGUGAAAACUGAGGCACACAUAGUUCUUGGCCAAAUGUGUCGCGUUGGAUCCAGAAGAAGUGGAUAAAAAUUUUGUGCUUCACCUGUGGGACUGUUCCUACUGUAUUGAGAAACAGUUCAAACUGGGUCUUCUGUCGUUAGGUCAUCUAUCCAGGACGGUCGUGUAAUUUUAGACGGACCAGACGAUGAGACGAGUCAGUCCUGUAUUGUCACCGUGGACGUUUCCUCGUAUUGCCAUUCCUCUUAUACAUACGCUAGUCAAUUUAUUAUUACUCUUUCUUGUAAGGAAGAAGUUUCAACUUGUUAACAGUGGAUUAUUUUAAGUGAUCGUCGUCUAUUUAUGCAA